Cylas formicarius (sweet potato weevil) is the source of this 611-nucleotide messenger RNA. RefSeq names its product achaete-scute complex protein T4-like. The transcript has 3 exons. Gene Ontology annotation, biological process: developmental process; regulation of transcription by RNA polymerase II. Gene Ontology annotation, molecular function: RNA polymerase II transcription regulatory region sequence-specific DNA binding; DNA-binding transcription factor activity, RNA polymerase II-specific; protein dimerization activity. NCBI's taxonomy places the organism in Eukaryota, Metazoa, Arthropoda, Insecta, Coleoptera, Brentidae. The record is from RefSeq and is a predicted model, not a curated record. The coding region runs from base 59 to 448 and encodes 129 amino acids.
UACAUUGGUUAAAAAAUAGACGAUAAGUUUUCAGUUUUGCGUCGGGUACGUCGGGGCUAUGACGUUCGCGAUGGGUUUCCGCGAAGACACAAAAAAGUGCACCAGGCACGUGCCACACAACGAGAGGUCGCCGCAAACGGUCUCGAAACGAAACGCCCGCGAACGCAGGCGAGUACAGGCGGUUAACAGUGCUUUUAUGAGGCUGAAGAAGGUCGUACCGUUCGAGAACACUAGAGGUAAGCGGAUCAGCAAGGUAAAAACUUUACUAAAGGCGAUAGAGUACAUCCGCGGGCUUAUCCACCUCCUGCAAAAUCAACGGGACUGCAGCUACCCCGACUUUUCAAUGGGAGGCUAUUUCGUCCAUCACAUGGAGUCCAGCGUAUAUGACGAGUGGGAGUACGAGAAGAACGAGUUCGCGUAUUAUCAAGACAGAAAACAUCAAUUUUGAAUAAUUCUUUUUAAGAUUAUGUUCGUAUUCUAGUCAACUUAACCGAAAAAUGCAGUAAAGGGUGUCGUUUGAGGAUCUUACGCAUUUAUUUAGCUUAACUUUGUGCUUAAGAGAUCUCACUCUUGUCCGUCAUGAUUGUGAGCUUGAAUGUGCCUAAAUAAAA